Folsomia candida is the source of this 1599-nucleotide messenger RNA. RefSeq names its product serpin B8. The record is from RefSeq and is a predicted model, not a curated record. NCBI's taxonomy places the organism in Eukaryota, Metazoa, Arthropoda, Collembola, Entomobryomorpha, Isotomidae. Bases 324 to 1541 code for a protein of 405 amino acids. The transcript is spliced from 7 exons. Gene Ontology annotation, molecular function: serine-type endopeptidase inhibitor activity.
CAGCAAAAUGAUGGUGCACGCUACAAUUAAUCAAGGGCAUAGCUGAAUAACCAGUUUGGCCAGAUUACUUGUAAAUGGUUCCCACAAUCUGUUUUGAUAGCUGCGUGAUAUUUCCAUGUUAAUUAUUGUUUAGUAUAUUGCGCAUAUUUAUGUACAAGCUCCGGAGAAGACACUAUUGUCACUUAAUUCAUGUAAGCGCAGUGCCUGGGCCAGUUGUGUAUUUCGUGAAAAAUUGCGAAUACAACAGAUCUCAUAAUCUAGAUACAUUUUUAUCCAUUCUAGCGUCAUAAUUGCAUAAAUAAGUCAAUAAAAUAAACGAGAAAAUGUGGAAACGAUUAGGGUUUGGAACCAUCCUAAUUUUUGGGAGUAUUUGUCAACUAGCUACUUCCCAAAAUUUAGAUUUUAUCAGUCGUGAAGGACAAGCUGUGGCAGAAGCGACAAAAAACUUCCCUUCUAAAAUAUAUAGCGCCACAAAUGAAGAAUCCGGAGGAAACUUUGUCAUUUCACCAAUCAGUAUUGGAAGCGUUUUAAGCAUGCUUCGAGAAGGUGCAAACGGUGCAACAAGGAAAGAGUUAAAUGAGGCCAUGGAAUUUCAAUCUCUGAGUGAAAACGCCAUUUCAAACGGAUAUCACGAUAUUCUCUACUCUCUCCAUGAGAACAAAGGUUCCAUUGUUCGAAUUGCCAACAGGAUUUACAUCACCAAUUCAGGAAAUAUUAAACCAGCAUUUACCGAUAUUCUUCAAUCAAAAUAUUUGACAAAAGUCUUGCCAACUAAUUUCUUGAGAAAUCAAGAGGUUUCUGACGAUAUCAAUAGAUGGGUGGACGAAACAACGAAUGGGAAAAUUACCAAUUUAAUUUCCUCAGAUGACAUUGACUCAAAUACAAAAGCCAUUGUUGCAAAUGCUAUUUACUUUAAAGGAAAAUGGAUUAAUCAGUUUAAUAUUAGAGGGACUCGGAACCAAUUAUUUUAUUCCGAUGAUGGCAAUUCGACAGAGGCUUCGUUCAUGGAACAAGAAGAUGUCUUCCCACAUGUGGAUUUGCCUGAAUUAACUGCAAGUGCUAUUGCCAUGCCGUAUGAAGGAGACAGAUUCAACCUUAUCGUCAUUCUACCUCACGAUGGCGUCAAACUAGCAGAAGUUGAAGAAAAGUUGCAGCCUAGCAGCUUUACGGACAUUCCUCCGAAAAUGUCAAAGAAGAGCAUUCAAAUUGUUUUCCCAAAGUUCAAAAUGGAGAGUCAAGUAGAUUUUACAAAGUUGGGAAUACUUCGAAAACUUGGCCUUGCCGAUGCCAUAACUCCUGGAAAAGCAGACUUUUCCCUAAUUACAACUGAACAAAGGAUUCAUAUCGACACCGUGAUACAAAAGUGCUAUAUCGAUAUUACAGAGCAGGGGACAGAAGCAGCCGGGGCUACUUAUGCUAAAAUUGUGCCAUUCAGUUUUAGAAGAAGUAUUCCUUUCAAAGUCACGAAGCCCUUCAUCGCUUACAUUUAUGACAGCGUUACCAAAACUAUUCUGUUCACUAUGAGAAAAUCGACAAUAUAAUUGUGAUGCAUUUUAAUAGCGUAAUAAAUGAUGAAAAAUUAUAAAAGUUAAACUCUGA